Megalops cyprinoides (Indo-Pacific tarpon) is the source of this 1494-nucleotide messenger RNA. RefSeq names its product methylenetetrahydrofolate dehydrogenase (NADP+ dependent) 2, methenyltetrahydrofolate cyclohydrolase (gene mthfd2). Bases 128 to 1138 code for a protein of 336 amino acids. Gene Ontology annotation, biological process: tetrahydrofolate interconversion. The record is from RefSeq and is a predicted model, not a curated record. Gene Ontology annotation, cellular component: mitochondrion. The transcript is spliced from 8 exons. Gene Ontology annotation, molecular function: methenyltetrahydrofolate cyclohydrolase activity; methylenetetrahydrofolate dehydrogenase (NADP+) activity; methylenetetrahydrofolate dehydrogenase (NAD+) activity. NCBI's taxonomy places the organism in Eukaryota, Metazoa, Chordata, Actinopteri, Elopiformes, Megalopidae.
UCUACCCUUCCUCCUUCCUUACCGACUGAGCUUUCUGCCGGUCCGGACGGAGUCUUCCGCUGUCCGCCUUUCCCUUGUCCUUUCGGCUAAUUCGGUUCAGUUUUUCUAAAAUCAAGCAAAAAAAGCGAUGGCCACGUUAAGAGCACUGAAGAAAUUCUGCCAAAAUUCCCAACAAGUGUGUAGACUUCAUUUGUCAGCGUCAAGACAGGAAGCGGUGGUGAUCUCCGGCAGGAAGUUGGCGCGUCAGAUCCGUGAGGAGGCACGGGUGGAUGUGGAGCAGUGGGUCACAGCGGGAAACCGACGCCCCCACCUGAGUGUGGUCCUCGUGGGAGAGAACCCGGCCAGUCACUCUUACGUCCUCAACAAGACCCGCGCCGCUGCCGACGUCGGAAUCAGCAGUGAGACCAUCCUAAAGCCCUCCAGUAUCUCUGAGGAUGAGCUGAUGGAGUUGAUCCAAAAACUGAACACUGACCACAGAGUGGACGGCCUGCUAGUCCAGUUGCCUCUGCCAGAACACAUUGAUGAGCGGCGCGUGUGCAAUGCUGUGGCCCCCAAGAAGGAUGUGGAUGGUUUCCACGUGGUCAACGUGGGCCGCAUGUGCCUGGACCAGUCCACCAUGCUGCCUGCCACGCCGUGGGGAGUCUGGGAAAUCAUCAAGCGAACAGGUAUCCCCACCCUUGGGAAGAAUGUGGUGGUGGCUGGGCGCUCAAAGAAUGUGGGAAUGCCCAUUGCCAUGUUAUUGCACACAGAUGGGCGGCACGAGAGACCUGGAGGUGAUGCCACUGUCACAAUCUCACAUCGCUACACACCCAAAGAGCAACUCCGUCAGCAUACCAAGAUUGCUGACAUUGUUGUCGCUGCAGCCGGAAUCCCUAACCUCAUCACAGCAGAUAUGAUCAAGGAAGGGGCAGCAGUCAUUGACGUUGGCAUCAACAGAGUGCAGGACCCCCUGACUGGCAAGAACCGACUGGUGGGCGAUGUGGACUUCGAAGGUGUUCGUCAGAAGGCCAGCUACAUCACUCCAGUCCCGGGGGGUGUAGGGCCCAUGACUGUGGCCAUGCUCAUGAAGAACACCAUCAAGGCAGCUAAAAAUGUCCUCCUUAACCCCCCAGAGCAAAUGCGCAUGGUGGCGUAUUAAUGGCCUACACCACCCCGCGAUACAUUCCACGCCCCCCUUUUCUCAGAGUACUUUCCUGAAAUGUUUGCACAGAGGCAGCACGAAAUGAGAUUGCUUUGAGUCCUUUUUUCACUUACUGAUGCCGUAGUCAGCUUUUAUGGCUGCUUGUCUCUUUUAAUUCAUCCUGAGCUGUUACAUUUUGGUCAUGCAGUCACAUGUUUUUCUGGCCUUUUUUAUGCCUUUCUAGGUCAUUUUUAAAGCUUUACCUUUUGGGUUCAAGCUGAUUUGGAACAGAUUUAAUUUAUUUAUUUUUGAACUCAUGUUGAGGGAUUGUAUUUAAGAUAUAGCUGGACAAAGCACAAAGCGGAGUAGGCCAG